CCUCCAAAUUGGACUUGCGCCGUGAACAGCAUGGGUCUUCUAGAGUAUAGACAACACAAGCUUGACUGCCAGCGCAAGCAGUCCGAGCGAGCCUCCAAGAUCGCAACGCUCCCCACGUCCUACCUAUACCCGCUGUCCCCGCAAGAGCGUACCAUACUCGGCCGACCCAUUCAAGAGCUUGUUCAAGAUGUACACAAGCAGAUCGCCAGCCCCGUCGACAUUCUACGCGCAUACGGAAAGGUCGCAAUCAAGGCGCACGAGAAGACAAACUGCUUGACCGAGAUACUGUUUCCAGAAGCUGAAGAAUGGGCAGCGAAGGAGAUCAACUUGAAGGGACCGCUUGCAGGCAUUCCGGUCUCGUUGAAGGACUCGAUACAGGUCAAGGGCUUUGAUAUCUCGGUUGGGUACUCAAGAAACGUAGGGAAACCGUAUGCGGAUGAUGGCGCCAUGGUGAAGCUGCUGAAGGAUGCCGGCGCGAUACCAUUCGUCAAGACCAACCUUCCUACUACCCUGCUCUCCUUCGAAUCGACGAACGACGUAUGGGGUCAAUGCAAGAACCCACAUAAUGACAAGUACUCGCCUGGAGGCUCUACGGGAGGAGAGUCAGCGCUUUUGGCUUUUGGUGGCAGUCGCAUAGGCAUUGGCUCAGACGUUGCGGGCUCUGUCCGUGUCCCGGCACACUUCUCUGGCUGCUACUCGUUACGCUGCUCGACUGGACGAUGGCCAAAGGUUGGAAUGAAUACCAGUAUGGCUGGCCAGGAAGGCAUCCCAAGUGUCUUCAGCCCUAUGGCGCGGACGUUGAACGAUUUGACGUACUUCACACGUAGCUUCGUGCAGAUGAAGCCCUGGAACUAUGACUACACUGUUCACCCUCUGCCGUGGAGAGAGGACACGGAGACUGAAUUCAAGGACAAGAAGAAGCUCCGCAUAGGCGUAAUGCGGACUGAUCACGUCGUAGAUCCCUCACCUGCGUGCGCGCGUGCAUUGGACGAGGUCGCCAAAGCUCUCGCUGCUGAAGGCCACGAGGUCUUCGAUGUUGAGCCUCCAUCUCCAUAUGAAGCCUUGUAUCUAGCAUCACAGCUUCUCCUCAGUGACGGCGGCAAUGUAUUCAUGUCUCAUUUCCGUACCGGCGAGUGGAAUGACCUCGGCGCAGCACAGAUGGUAAAGUACAUGCGUCUGCCCCGCUUCAUCAAGUAUUGCCACUACCUUUGGGUGAAAUACGUAAAAGGAGAUGGUAUAUGGGCUGGGUUACUACGUGACUGGCACCCCAAGACUGCACACGAGUAUUGGCAACUUGCUGGCAAGCGCGAAGCCUACAAGGCCAGGUUCUUCACCUGGUGGACCGAAGAAGCCAAGAUGGAUGUCAUGCUCACGCCACCAAAUGCAACCCCUGCGGUACCGCAUGGUGGUAUGCAUGACGCCGUGAGCAGCUGUGGAUACACAUUCCUGUUUAAUCUUCUCGACUAUACCACGGGUAUCCUGCCAGUAACGCAUGUCGACCCCGUCCAAGAUGCACUUCCGUCGACUUUCAAAUUCGACAAACUCAAUGGUGUCGCACAAGGUGCAUACAAACACUACGAUGCUGUGAAGAUGGCUGGGCUACCUGCCGCUGUGCAAGUUGUCGGUCGCAGACUAGAAGAGGAAAAGGUACUCGCUAUUAUGGAGAGAGUUGAGGACGCACUCGAUAGCCACGGUGGAAGAUAUCAGCUGCUAGAGGUAGAUUAGGGAUUGCGAGUCAGAAUGGUCCGGAUACGGGAGAUGCUGGUUGCUUAGUGAAACUUAUGCUGCUCCGUGGAGGCUCGAUUAGUAUUCAGAGAUAUUGUAUAUAGAUGUCAAGCUUGGUCGCCUACAGCAACACACUGCAUCUUCUCUCAGACAGCAAGGGCGUGGAACCCAAACCAUUCAGCUUGUUUACCAUUCAAUACCUCAGUCUUCGAGACGUGGCUAGAGUACGCUGGCCCGCCGAAGAGCGUCCAGCGCAUUUGUCCCAACAGAAGGGUGCAGCUCCUGUUCCAGAGCCCGUUUCCGUUUCUGUCUCCACGCAGACUACGCGCUUUACAGCUUGACUUGUAUUUGGAAUUCUUCUCGUCAAUUAGUGUUAUCUCACAUCCCAUCUCGUGUCGGCCAACGAAUCGGCGACAGCUCAGAUCUCAACUGCCCCACCUUCGUCAUCGC
Messenger RNA from Cucurbitaria berberidis CBS 394.84, 2175 nucleotides. Its product is annotated as amidase signature enzyme. The transcript is spliced from 3 exons. The record is from RefSeq and is a predicted model, not a curated record. The coding region runs from base 31 to 1725 and encodes 564 amino acids. NCBI's taxonomy places the organism in Eukaryota, Fungi, Ascomycota, Dothideomycetes, Pleosporales, Cucurbitariaceae.